AUGUCUGCCAAGUCGAUUUUCGAGGCCGAUGGUAAGGCCAUCCUCAACUACCACCUCACCCGCGCUCCUGCUAUCAAGCCCAGCCCCCUGCCUGUUCCUACGAAGCACAACGCCGCCCCUAGACUCGCACACCUCACCUUCCCCGAGGAUGCCAACGUUGAGGAUGUCCUCAACCAGGCCGAGGUCACCUACCCCUGGUUGCUCCAGGCUGGCGCCAAGUUCGUCGCAAAGCCCGAUCAGCUCAUCAAGCGCCGUGGAAAGAGCGGUCUUCUUGCGUUGAACAAGACCUGGCCCGAGGCCAAGGCCUGGGUUGCUGAGCGUGCUGGUAAGGAGCAGAAGGUUGAGCACACAUCCGGUGUUCUGCGACACUUCCUUGUUGAGCCCUUCGUUCCCCACCCCCAGGAUACCGAAUACUACAUUAACAUCAACUCCGUCCGUGAUGGUGACUGGAUUCUCUUCACCCACGAGGGUGGUGUUGAUGUCGGUGAUGUCGAUGCCAAGGCUGAGAAGAUUCUUAUCCCCGUCGACUUGUCCGAGUUCCCCUCACACGAGCAGCUGGCUGCUACCCUUCUGAAGAAGGUCCCUAGCGGAGUUCACAAUGUCCUUGUUGACUUCAUCAUGAGACUGUACGCUGUGUACGUCGACUGCCAGUUCACAUACCUCGAGAUCAACCCUCUCGUUGUUAUCCCCAACGAGGAUAAGACUUCCGCUGAAGUUCACUUCCUGGAUCUUGCUGCUAAGCUUGACCAGACCGCUGAUUUCGAGUGCGGUGUCAAGUGGGCCAUUGCUCGCUCCCCCGCUGCCCUCGGUCUUACCAACGUUGCCAGCGCCAACGGCGAGAAGGUCAACAUUGAUGCUGGUCCUCCUAUGGACUUCCCUGCUCCUUUCGGUCGUGAGCUCACCAAGGAGGAGGCUUACAUUGCCGACCUUGAUGCCAAGACUGGUGCUUCUUUGAAAUUGACCGUUCUCAACCCUGCUGGCCGCAUCUGGACUCUUGUUGCUGGUGGUGGUGCCUCCGUUGUGUACGCUGAUGCCAUUGCUUCCGCCGGUUUCGCUGACGACCUCGCCAACUACGGUGAAUACUCUGGUGCCCCCACUGAGUCCCAGACUUACCACUACGCCCGCACCGUCCUUGACCUCAUGCUCCGUGCUCCCAUGAGCGACAAGGGCAAGGUUCUCUUCAUUGGUGGUGGCAUUGCCAACUUCACCAACGUCGCCAGCACCUUCAAGGGUGUCAUCCGCGCUCUCCGCGACUUCUCUGCUCAGCUCAUCGAGCACAACGUGCAAAUCUGGGUCCGCCGCGCUGGUCCCAACUACCAGGAGGGUCUUAAGAACAUGAAGGCCGCUACCCAAGAGCUUGGACUCAACGCCAAGAUUUUCGGCCCUGAGAUGCACGUUUCCGGCAUUGUCCCCCUUGCCCUUAUCCCCGGCAAGUGGGAAAGCAGCAACAUCGAAGAGUUCAAGGCUUAA
Messenger RNA from [Torrubiella] hemipterigena, 1470 nucleotides. The record is from the annotation of a GenBank genome assembly. NCBI's taxonomy places the organism in Eukaryota, Fungi, Ascomycota, Sordariomycetes, Hypocreales, Clavicipitaceae.